This is a messenger RNA of Beta vulgaris subsp. vulgaris (sugar beet), 1721 nucleotides long. RefSeq names its product sugar transporter ERD6-like 5. Gene Ontology annotation, cellular component: membrane. Lineage: Eukaryota; Viridiplantae; Streptophyta; Magnoliopsida; Caryophyllales; Amaranthaceae. Gene Ontology annotation, biological process: transmembrane transport; carbohydrate transport. The record is from RefSeq and is a predicted model, not a curated record. Gene Ontology annotation, molecular function: sugar transmembrane transporter activity. The transcript has 18 exons. The coding region runs from base 98 to 1537 and encodes 479 amino acids.
UCCCUAUCUACUCCUAUAUGGCUAUAUAUUAUUGUUGAAUGGUGCUAUACCUUAAACCUCCAAAGAUCAAAUCAUCUAGUCUAAACAUCAACUAAUAAUGUGUAGCAAAAUGAAGUUUAAUGGUGAUGUUAUGGAGGAUAAGAAAGAGCUACUUUUGAUUAAAGUAGAUGAGGGAGUGGAAUUAACAGCUACUGAAAAAUCCUACAGAGAUAUAACAUCUAUUCUCAUAUACAGCAUCUUCACAGCAGUUUCUGGCUCUUUCGUUUGCGGUUUUGCUGCGGGCUACUCUUCCCCUGUUCAGUCAGCAAUCCUCAAAGACUUGUGCCUUACUACUGCAGAGUAUUCGCUUUUCGGAUCAAUACUGACAGUUGGAGGACUGUUAGGUGCGCUAGUAUCUGGAAAAUUAGCUGAUGCCAUUGGUCGCCGUGGUACAAUGGGGAUAUCAAGCAUACUUAGCAUUGGUGGGUGGCUUUCUGUAGUAUAUACACAGGGUACCGGAUUUCUUGAUAUUGGUAGACUAACUCUUGGUUUUGCAUGCGGCAUCAUUUCUUAUGUGGUUCCUGUUUAUAUAGCAGAAAUAACACCAAAGAAUUAUCGAGGGGGAUCAGUGCUUCUCCAUCAGUUAAUGUUAGGUUGUGGAAUCGCAACUGCUUUCCUUGUUGGGCUUAUCACUAGCUGGCGCGUCUUAGCUUUAAUUGGUACUAUUCCAUGCCUGAUUCAACUUUUAGGAUUAUGCUUCAUUCCAGAGUCUCCAAGAUGGUUGGUGAAGUCCAGUUCUGAAUACGUCUAUGAAGUAGCUUUGAGACGUCUUAGGGGAAAGAACAUAGAUAUAUCUCAAGAAGCAGCUGGAAUUAAAGAGUACACGGAAGCUGUUGAAAGUAUCUCAAACGAUAAUUUCUUCAAUUUGUUCCGAGUGAAAUAUGCUUAUGCACUCAUUGUAUGUCUUGGGCUCAUGGCACUAGCUGGAUUUGGCGGGACAAAUGCAAUUCUAUUUUAUGCAACUGCACUCUUUGAAUCGGCUAGAUUUUCAGGAACUAUAGGGACUAUAGCUAUGGCUCUUAUCCAGCUCCCAACCACUGCUCUUGGUGUGUUUUUGAUGGACAAGUAUGGAAGGCGACCACUUCUACUGUUUUCUGCAGCAGGGAUGGCAACAGCUUGCCUCUUUGUGGCUUCAUCCUUCUUCUUAAAGGCACAUGGUUGGAUGACAAAUUUCAGUCCCUAUCUCGCCCUCAUCGGAAUAUUGAUAUUCGCCGCAACUUAUCCAGUGGGAAUGGGAGGGGUACCAUUUGUUAUAAUGUCAGAGAUAUUCCCUAUAAACAUAAAAGGAGCAGCUGGAAGCUUAGCAACUGUUGUGAGCUUCUCAAGUUCCUGGAUUGUCACCUACACAUUUAACUUCAUGAUGCAGUGGAGCUCCUCUGGUACAUUUUUCGUAUUUACGUGUGUAAAUGUUUUCUCACUACUAUUCGUGGCAAAAUUAGUCCCGGAGACAAAGGGCCGAACAUUGGAGGAAAUACAAGAACUAAUAAGUUACAAGUGAAACUACGUGGGAUCAUAAUAAUUAUGUAAAUUGUACUCCCUUGUUGUAGAGAAGAAGUUUGCUGCCUAGCGAAAAUGAUAUUUUGUUACUCAACUCGAUUAGCACCCUUAUUCUUGCUCUCUUUAUGUAAUGGGCAGCAUCCCAAGUUGGAUAAAUGAAUGAAAUGUAAUCGAACAAUUAGUUU